AUGACUUUUCUCCGAACCCUGGCGCCGCUCGCGGCCCUUUCGACGGGCGCCCUGGCUGGUCCCAAGAGCUGCCCGAGCGACACGCCUCUGUCGUGCCACAACAACACCAUCGUCGCCGACACGUGCUGCUUCAUCCCCGCCGGCCAGCUUCUGCUGACUCAGUUCUGGGAUGCUCGACCGGCGACGGGGCCGUCUGAUUCUUGGACGAUCCAUGGCUUGUGGCCAGACCACUGCGACGGCACCUAUCCGGCCAAGUGCGACCCGUCUCGCGAGUACGACGACAUCGGCAGCCUCGUGUCGGAGCAGACGCUGGCGUACAUGAACAAGUACUGGAAGGACAACCGCGGCGACGACGAGAGCUUCUGGCAGCACGAAUGGAACAAGCACGGAACCUGCGUCAGCACGCUGGAGCCCCGAUGCUACGGCGACUACCAGCCGAAGGAGGAGGUGGGCGCUUACUUUGACAGAACCGUGGCCCUCUUCAAGACGCUGCCGACGUACGAGUGGCUCGCCGAGGCGGGCAUCAAGCCUUCGGCCAGCAAGAAAUACGACAUUGACGCCAUCCAGGAGGUGCUCGAGAGGAAGCACGGGGCCAAGGUGACGCUGGGCUGCAAGGGCAAGGUCCUGAACGAGGUCUGGUACCACUUCAACGUCCGCGGUUCGCUGCAGGAGGGCAAGUUCGUGGCGGCGAUGCCCGACGGGACCAAGAGCACGUGUCCGCCGCGAGUGCAGUACGAGCCCAAGGGGCGGCGCCGAAGCAUCCGCGCGCCCGAGCUGGACGAAAUUCACGCCUAG
Molecule: messenger RNA, 795 nt
Organism: Drechmeria coniospora
Lineage: Eukaryota; Fungi; Ascomycota; Sordariomycetes; Hypocreales; Ophiocordycipitaceae
Product: Ribonuclease Trv
Exons: 3
Coding region: 1-795 (264 amino acids)
Biological process (GO): RNA catabolic process
Cellular component (GO): extracellular region
Molecular function (GO): RNA binding; ribonuclease T2 activity
Source: RefSeq, a predicted model, not a curated record